AUGGGGCUGGGAGGGCGCCGCCUGGAGGUGCUGCUCUGUCUCCUACUCUGGGUCAUCUCGUCUGGAGCCUUGAACCCUGAUGACCCCAAUGUCUGCAGCCACUGGGAGAGUUAUGCGGUUACAGUGCAGGAGUCCUACUCUCAUCCGUUUGACCAGGUGUUCUACACCCGCUGCACAGAUAUCCUCAACUGGUUCAAAUGCACUCGUCACCGGAUCAGCUACAAGACUGCGUACAGAAGAGGAGUGAGGACCAUGUACCGCAGACGCUCACAGUGCUGCCCCGGCUUCUUUGAGAGCGCAGACCUGUGUGUCCGUAACCUGCAUGGGACAAAGGGCCUGUCCCUGGACGUUAGCGCUGGUCAGAAUCAGCCUGCGGCGGUGGAAGCAGUCGGGCCGUGCGGCGCACAAUGGACUGGCCCCUCUGUGCGCUUGGCUAAUAAAGCUGUUUACAAGUGCACAAUAGUCCCACGUGGUUGCCUUCUGUCGCCGCGGGCCCCGGGCGGCUCCAUUCUCUGCGGUCUGGAAAUGGCGUAA
Molecule: messenger RNA, 534 nt
Organism: Knipowitschia caucasica
Lineage: Eukaryota; Metazoa; Chordata; Actinopteri; Gobiiformes; Gobiidae
Source: the annotation of a GenBank genome assembly